AUGUCAAAAGAAACAGUCUUAUAUAGAAAAGAUGAGAAAUGUGGAAAGAAGAAAUUAAAUGGGAAAUGUAUGAAUACACCGAACAGUGGAGAUGAAGAUAAUAACUCAUGUCUUCUGUUUCAUAUGGCUGAUAAAGAAUUUGUAUGGUCUUUGUGGAAACGUCUUCAAGUGUCAAAUCCAGAUAUUACACAAGCUGUCAGCUUGAUUGUAGAAAGGGAAAAGCAGAAAGCUGAAGUCAAGGACAGAAAGAUACUAGAAAUUUUGCAAGUCAAAGACAGCAAAAUAGAAACUCUAGAACAGAGGCUCUCGGGACAGCAGCAGGAGAUAAACAACUUAAAACAGAGAAAGAUUGUUGCGGAUAAGGAAAAUGCCCAUUUGAAGAAUGAAUUCAGUAACUUGAACCAGAAAUUUAAAGAUAAAAGCCAAGAACUUAAGGACACUGAGGAGUGUGCACAGAAGAAGGAAGAGCAAAACAGACUGGUUAUAAAAAAUCUGGAGGAGGAAAAUAAGGGAUUGAAUACACGCUGUGCUGACCUGCUAAAUGACCUGGAGAAACUGAGGAAGCAGGAGGCACAAUGGAAAACAGAAAUAUCUGGCACUGAUGCCAAAAUAAAGAAUUUGGAAACUGAUUUAACAGAAGCGAGAGAACAAAUGAAAGAGUUGCACAGUAAAUGCCGUAACUUGUCAUCUCAGCUAGCUGUGAAGCAGGAAGAACUCUCCCAAAAGGAUUAUGAUAUGACCAGAGCAAGGAAGGACUUACAAGAGCUGCAGAAUCUUUACAGAGAAAACACUGAGCAUACGGCACAGCAGGCUGAGCUGAUCCAGCAGCUUCAGGCUCUCAAUACGGAUACACAAAAAGUUCUGAAAGAUCAAGAAGACGCUCAUACAGCCGAAACAAUGUCAUAUCAAAAACUUUAUAAUGAAUUGACUUUAUGUUUUGAAACUGUUAAAACAAGUGAAAUUCAACUGCAGCGAAGCUAUGCCUCUCUUCAGGAUCAGUUACUUGGAAAAGAUCAGAAGAUUUGUCAGUUAGAAGAGCGACUUCAGCAGGCCUGUGAUGCCUUAAAUGCAGUACAUCACAAUCCAAAACAUGAAGAACAGGUAUUUCAGUGGCCUUCUUCAAGUGACCUAGAGUGUCUUAUUGCAACACAAAAGUCUGAAAUUGAACUUUUACAGGAAAAAUUGAAAGAAGCAAAUCUUAACCUAGCAGAGCACUGUCUGCAUGGGAGAGGUAGCCUGGAAAGGACUGGAAGAAAGCGUGAGGAACCACCUGUGAAACGUUCAAGGUCUCUGUCCCCAAAGAGCUCUUUUAGAGAGUCAGAGGAGCUAAAGAAGCUUAAAGUAGCUAAAAGGAAGACUGAAAACUUAGAGAAGACACUACAGCUAAAGACACGAAAAACUGAUGAGCUAAGAGCAGCCAAUGAAAAACUCAUAGAGAGGGUGCAGAUGUUACCGACCAACUACAGAGCACUAAAAAAGCAAUUAAAGCAGUGGGAAGAGGGCGAUAGCAGGACUGAAAGCAGUAAAAGCAGAUACCAGCGUGCAGACUCCCGUCAGCUUUGUCAGGAGGAUUCUGAUGCUGUAUGGAAUGAGCUGGCUUAUUUCAAAAAGGAGCACCAAAAGCUUUUGAUUGAAAAACUGAAUCUUGAAGAAGAAUUGGAUCAAAUGAAAGUACACCAGUCUGUGGAGCUACUUCUUAAAAUUAGUGAAGAUGAUGUGGUUAAGAACAGUACUCCGAAGAAGAACGCCAAAGAAAUUUCAGAUCAGAUGUUACAGAAGGUACAUCAACUGGAAAGAAGAUUCAAAGGCGUUGGAGGGGAAUUAAAGAAACUGAAAGAAGUAAAUACAGAGUUACUGAAGGACAAAAAUGAUUUGAAAGCAUCUUUAAAAGUGCAAAAGGAAGAUGCCGACGUGAGAGAAAGAGAGCUGGAAAAGCUACGUAAGAGAAUUUGUGAAACAAAAAAAGACAAAGCAGAACUUCAGUUAGUAGUUGAUGAGCGGGAAAGAGAAAUUGCCUUUUUGAAGAGGCAAGUAGCAGAAGCUAAAAGGUUGAGAAACAAAAAUGAAGAUUUGCUGAGUCAAGUGCAGGAACUGAAGUGUUCGCUGGAUGAAGCCAAAGCACUGGCAACCUGUGGGCAAUGUAAUUGCAAGAUAACAGGCACCAAGGUUAAAUUAAAAACAGCCAAGAAAAAAAGCUCUUUGGGACAUCAUGGAGCUUUUCUCAAACAGUCCAUCAAGGUUAUGAGUAAUGUAUUUGAGAACUUCAGUAAGGACGGCUGGGAGGAUGUGAGUGAAGGCAGUGACUCUGAAAUACCAGCUUCUGAAUGUUUGGGAACAGUGAUUAUGGAAACAAUGGAAAACAUUGAUCCACUGGCAGACAGAGGUAAACAGCAGGAAAAAAAGCAAAUACAAGUAAAUCAAAUGCCUUGCAACAUGGCUCAUUUAAAAGGCAAAAGCCAGCUGUAUGAUAAAAAGGGCCAGUCACAAAAUAAGGACCUAGAAAAGUUGCAUUCCAAAAGGAAGAAGAUCUACUGUAUCAUAGCAGCUCAGCCAUCAGGUCUAAACAAAGUGAACAGAGAAAGGAGGAAAAAUGUCGUAGUCCGGAAACCAGGCUAUUCUGUAUCUUCUGGAAAAGGAUUUAAAGAAGCCAAUGAAAACCUAACAGCUCAGCUACAUUUGGCUGAUCAAAGACUUCAAACUAGUAAACAGACCAUACAGGCAUUGACCUCUGACUUGGCCAAGUGGCAACAAGAGAAGGAAGAUUUACAAGGAAAAGUGAAGUUGAGAGAACAUCUGUCUCAAACUGCCAGCAAGAAUGAAGCAACACCAGCUCCCUCAAAGAACAUAGAUUUAGAGAUGAAACAGCUGCAGUGCAAACUGAAGAAUUCGAAUAAUGAAAUCACGAAACAAUCAACCACCAUUAAGUCCCUGAAAAAUGAAGUCCAGGAAAAAGAAGAACAAAUACAAGAACUACAAGUAAAGAUUUCUCGAAUGGAGAGAGACCUUCAUAUGAAAAGACAUUUGAUAGAAGACUUGAGGUGUCGGCAAAAAGCAAAUCAAGAAAAUGAGAAAACCUAUAAUGAAACAUUACAAGGUCUUGAAAGAAAGGUAAAAGCACUGACUGAAGACUGUUCAAGCAAAAAAACUUCAAUUGACUCACUGAAACAAAGGCUUAAUGUAGUUACCAAAGAAAAGUCUCAGUAUGAGCAGUUGUAUCACAAGACUAAGGAUGAGCUGGAGAAAAAGCAUCUCAAACUCACCAAUCUAGAGAGCAAAAUGAUUGAUACUGAAUGUGCCAUGACUGCACUUGAAACUACUGCAUCCCAACAGCUCCAUGGCUUGGCAAAACAAAGUGGGCAAGCUUUGGAAACUGUACAAAAGAGGCUGCUGCUUGCCAAUGACAAAGUAGAAGAGUUCAUGAAGUUUGUGAAGGCUCUAACCAGAGAGUUACAGCACAGCAUACAAGAGCUGAGAACAAAAAUCAAACAGGAAAAAAGAAUGGGAGAAGUGAGAACACGCAAAAAAGGUCUUUCCCAAGAGUGCGUUCAGCGAGCCCAGUCCUUGGCAGCAUCUAUCCUUAAUGUUUCAAAAACUGAUCUUGAGGAGAUACUAGAAGUAGAAGAUGAUGAGGAAACAGCAAAGACAAAGAUGGAAUCUGAAAAAGAUAAAGAAUGGCUGCACUAUAUACAGAAGCUUCUUGAAGCACAGUUUCCUUUUGCCUCAUAUUUAAUGGAUGCCAUUCUGGAAAAAUUAAAUGAGAAGAAGAAACUGGUAGAAGAGUAUAGUUCUCUUAUGAAGCACGCUGCAUGAUAUUGCCAAGACGUAUGUUUGCAAAGUGUAACUAAAAUAAGUGUGCUGUUUCCUGAUUUCUUUCCUCUUCACAUAAAGAACUAUCAGUAGGCAUGUUCAAUACAUAAGUAGAAACUGUGAACCAAUUAAUUGUUGAACAAGAGGAAU
This is a messenger RNA of Struthio camelus australis, 3957 nucleotides long. The record is from RefSeq and is a predicted model, not a curated record. NCBI's taxonomy places the organism in Eukaryota, Metazoa, Chordata, Aves, Struthioniformes, Struthionidae.